Aureobasidium pullulans EXF-150 is the source of this 2568-nucleotide messenger RNA. RefSeq lists its product as uncharacterized. Gene Ontology annotation, biological process: nuclear-transcribed mRNA poly(A) tail shortening; regulation of mRNA stability. Gene Ontology annotation, cellular component: P-body. Lineage: Eukaryota; Fungi; Ascomycota; Dothideomycetes; Dothideales; Saccotheciaceae. Gene Ontology annotation, molecular function: protein binding; mRNA binding; translation repressor activity. The transcript has 3 exons. The coding region runs from base 333 to 2117 and encodes 594 amino acids. The record is from RefSeq and is a predicted model, not a curated record.
AGCGCCAGGUGUUUCGGCGGACCCUUGGACAUUCACAGGAAUCAGGAGUCUGAGCGGGCCUGUCAAGCAACGUCGAGGGCUCUUGCUUUGGCUUCGUCUGCGUCUUCGUCUUUGUUCGCUUCCUUUCUCCUCGACACCCAACCCUCGUCGCUUCUGUCCUUCUUUUCUCUCUUUGCUUGUCUGCGGCAGCCGCGUCGAGCACAAAGCUGCUUUCGUACUGACACGCCGUCGGAGGCCUUUGAGGACAGCAGGAACUGCAGGUUCUCCGUCAGUUAAUAUUUCUUAUUAGCUACUUUACAUUCCUUCAACCAUCAACCCAAAGGACAUACGCCAUGUCGUCCAACCACACCAUCGGCAACCGCAACAGCACCCCGGACGCCUCGAGUUCCACUCUGCGCCCGCCGUCCUCUCGCGGCAUGAACCCCGGCCACCACCUGCGCGCCUCGGCCGACAUGGGUGCUUUUUCCACCUCGUCUCCCCUGGCUUCCCGCGGUAUCCGACCGGCCAGCGAGGUCUACUUCAGUGGUGUUGGCCUCGGCAGUCAGGACGACUCUGCCGACAAAGCAGCCCAGCAAUGGAUCGCCGACAUCGACCAGUACGAAAAUACUCUCGAGGACAUGGCAGCCGCUACGCUGGACCAAGAUUUCAAGGAUGAGUUGAGUGCCAUUGAGCAGUGGUUCCGUGUGCUCAGUGAGCCCGAGCGUACUGCUGCUCUCUACGCCCUGCUCCAGCAGACAACCCAGGUGCAGAUUCGCUUCUUCAUCCAGGUCUUGCAGCAGAUGGCCAAGAGCCACCCCAUGUCGGGCGUCCUGUCUCCUGCCAACUUCGGCGAGAAGGACCCCAUGUCGACCCGCCUGAACGAUGCUAUGAGCAGACUCAACAUCGAGGGCACGAGAUCAUCCUUUGGCUUUGGCGGCAAGCCUCCACCAUCGCCUGGAGCUAAGCGCAACUCGGGACUCGACCCCAGCACCAUCAACUCGCUCUUCCCUGAUGCCGCCGCUGCCAUUGCCAAACAAAAGGCCGACUUCAAGGAGCACACCGGCAACACUCCCACCUCGAGCCGUGUUGGUGACCGCUCUUCCCUUCUCUUCGACGACAAGAAAGAUGCCCCUGUGCCACUCUCUCCCUCGCCUUGGAACAACAGCCGCAACGAGAACCAGCCCAUUACCAGACCUCGCUCGUCGCAGGGCCAACAGCCCAUGGGCCAGUUUACUCAGCCCCUGCGUUCCCCUCGCCCCUUCCAGUUGUCGAGCGAUACCAAUCUGCAAAACACCACCGUCUCUGCCCCCAACCAAGAUCCUGCUAUGAACAUUCUUUCGCCAUACAACCCCAACAACAGCUGGGCUUCCAUGGUCAACACUCCCAUGAUGCCCAACUUCAACACCCAGCAGCAGAGCGCUGCUCAUGCUGACAUGAUUGCAAACGCCACUGCCAUGAAGCUCGCCGCUCUCUCCACUGUCAACAACCGUAUCCAGCUUGAUGAUGUCAAGAAGUUCCGCAGAGCACGCUCUUCUGAGGGUCAGCCUCAAUUCCAACACCAGCAACAGCAAAACAUGAACAUCCUCAUGACCAACGAACUUGGCCAAGUCUUGAGUCCUCAGCAAGCUGCUGCUCUGCAGGCCCAACAGCUCGCUGCUCUCCAGGGAGGCCGCUCUCGUCCCAGCUCUCCUGGAAUCGCCAUCUCUGGCCCUCCUGGCUCCAACAUGAACAACCUCCCCAUGACUCAAAACAAUGGUUUCCUUUCCACCUAUGAUGCUGGCAUGCUGAAUGCAAACAUGAAUGCCCUCAACAUGGGCAACUUCGGCAUGGGUAGUCACGAGGGUUACCUUUCUGACCACUCUGAAGCUCGUGGCAGGUCUCCUCGUGGUAGACGCGGCAGCUCUAAGCCUCCGGAGGAUCCUACUGAUCUCCAGCUGUUGAGCGAUAUCCCCAGCUGGCUGCGUAGCUUGAGACUGCACAAGUACACCGACCAACUCAAGGAUAUGCGUUGGCAGGAUCUUGUUCAGCUUGACGAUGAUGCCCUCGACAAGAAGGGCGUGAAUGCUCUUGGUGCUAGAAGAAAGCUUCUCAAAGUCUUUGAAACCGUCAGAGAAGCCCAAGCCGAGGGAAAGCUCUAAGCAAAUACUUAACCCUCACGUGGCACUAGAUGUUCCACUGUUACUACGGCCAUCAAGCUCCAUGCGCCAGCUAAUCAGCUGUAAGAGCCUUUACUAGGCUUGUCAGGAAGUUUUCUUGUUUUUGAAAUUCCCCCAAAAUUCCGUACCAGAUACUCGCCAUCUCCGCAUCGGCGCCUAAUAAUGCAAAGUCAAACGAAUUUCGUUUCAAAGGAUAUCCAUUGUCUUCUCCCUCGUCCAAUCGCCUAUUCCUUUGUGUGAAAGGUAGUGUGCCUGGAACUUGCUUCAUUGUUCGAUCGAGUCCCAUUGUGUCUUGCUUUAUUGACUUGACCAGCCUCGCUGUUUCUCCUUUGUUGCAGGCUUUUCCAUUAUUGUCCUUGUGCUGCCAUUGUCACUCUUUAUAUAUACCUUGGGCGCCACUAUAUUCGAAAUGUUCAGAAAACCCCAACACAAC